UCGGUACAUUUUAUUCUUACAGGUCCGUCUUCGCUGAUCGGGAAGGUAGACAAAACGUGGCGGAUUCGGUGACCCCUAUUAGCAGUGUAACGCAGCUUAGCCCUCGAGACCGAGAAAGUUACCCAAGACACCGAAAUGCGCGAAUACAAGAUCGUGGUACUGGGCAGUGGAGGUGUUGGAAAAUCUGCGCUUACCGUUCAGUUCGUCCAGGGCAUAUUCGUAGAGAAGUACGAUCCAACUAUCGAGGAUAGCUACCGGAAGCAAGUCGAGGUGGACGGUCAACAAUGCAUGCUGGAAAUACUGGACACAGCCGGCACGGAGCAAUUCACGGCCAUGAGAGACUUAUACAUGAAAAACGGACAGGGCUUCGUUCUUGUGUAUUCGAUAACAGCCCAAUCUACAUUCAAUGACCUUCACGAUCUGAGAGAACAGAUACUCCGAGUAAAGGAUACGGACGACGUGCCGAUGGUCCUCGUUGGUAACAAAUGCGAUCUUGAAGAUGAGAGGGUGGUGGGCAAAGACCAGGGCAUCAAUCUUGCCCGGCAAUACAAUUGUGCGUUCAUGGAGACCUCUGCCAAAGCAAAGAUUAAUGUUAGCGAUAUUUUCUACGAUCUGGUGCGGCAAAUCAAUAAAAAAUCACCGGAAAAGAAAAUGAAGCAGAAAAAGAAGUCGCUGUGCAUAGUACUGUAAAGUGGCAACAGGGCCUGUGCUGUGUGUUUUCGUGUAUAAGAUGGAUGAAGUAAAUAAUUUGAGGAGGCAAGCAUGGAGCUAAGCGAAAAGUUAUAAAAAAGUAUAAAAAAGUUAAUAAAACGAAAUCGAAGAUACCAGUGUGUUGGUUCACGAAACAUAAGAAAAGUAAAAUAAAUAAGGGAGAGAGAGAGAGAGAGAGAGAGAGAGAGAGAGAGAGAAAGAGA
This is a messenger RNA of Ceratosolen solmsi marchali, 914 nucleotides long. It is a transcript of the gene Rap1, whose product is annotated as RAS oncogene family member Rap1. The record is from RefSeq and is a predicted model, not a curated record. NCBI's taxonomy places the organism in Eukaryota, Metazoa, Arthropoda, Insecta, Hymenoptera, Agaonidae. Gene Ontology annotation, molecular function: GTPase activity; GTP binding. The transcript has 3 exons. The coding region runs from base 136 to 690 and encodes 184 amino acids. Gene Ontology annotation, biological process: Rap protein signal transduction. Gene Ontology annotation, cellular component: membrane.